Messenger RNA from Trypanosoma grayi, 693 nucleotides. RefSeq lists its product as hypothetical. NCBI's taxonomy places the organism in Eukaryota, Euglenozoa, Kinetoplastea, Trypanosomatida, Trypanosomatidae. The coding region runs from base 1 to 693 and encodes 230 amino acids. The record is from RefSeq and is a predicted model, not a curated record. The transcript has a single exon.
AUGCAGAGCACACAGAAGAAGCCGGAGGGCGGUGUCGACUCCGAGACGGAGACGAGCGCGCAGCUGGUGGACAUACAGAAGGAGCUGGAGGCACUAAAGCAGCGCCGCAUGGUCCUCGAGGAGCAGCGGCGGAAAAUUUUUAGCAGCUGCGGCUCCUCCGCCUCGGCGAACGGCGCCCAGUCCACCAUAUGGAGCCAACGAGCCGCGAACGAUACCUCCAGCAGGAAUUGCACGCAAGUUACAAGAGGAAGCUCUGGGCGCCGACUCGACCGCUCCAGCGUGGAUCAUAGCUGCCGCAUUCCCUCUGAGGCAGAGCGGCUAAAGACCAUCAAGACGAACGUGUAUAGAGAAAUGAAGGACUCCAUGCGGAAGAGCUGGGAACACGAUAGCGCACUGAUUAUGGGGUCGUUCUUGGCAGACGACAAUCCACGGGCGUGCACAUUUGGCCGGGAGCGUCGCUUCGUACCUAUUGUUGAUCAAAAGGGCCAGUAUUACCUGAGCACCGACGUAGAGGCGAUGUCGCGGCGCAAGAACCAGGCGACAGACUGCCACACCGUGUCUCGCCGCGGGGAGCGGGGGAUGAACAUCUCGAACCACUGGAACGAUCUGCAGUGCAGCGGCCCGCCGGGGCCGGGCGCCUACACGCCGCGCUACGGCAAGCUGGCGAAACCAUCGGUCCUCACGCGGCGGUGA